This is a messenger RNA of Elephantulus edwardii (Cape elephant shrew), 984 nucleotides long. Its product is annotated as actin-like protein 7A-like. The transcript is spliced from 3 exons. Bases 1 to 984 code for a protein of 327 amino acids. The record is from RefSeq and is a predicted model, not a curated record. Lineage: Eukaryota; Metazoa; Chordata; Mammalia; Macroscelidea; Macroscelididae.
AUGCCUCUUGAAGUUAAGGAUGAUGUAACUUUAUAUCACAUUCUUUGGGAAUGUUAUCAGGGGAUCCAUUACCUAAAGAAGGGCAUCAUUUCUGGUAAAGUAGCAAUAAAGCAGGAUGGGCAAAAUCUCUGCAAGAAAGCUUUCAAGUACAUUGAGGAUUGUGGAGCUGGCACAGGACUACAGCGUUCCAUUCAUGGAACCCCAUUCAUACAUGGGGUUACUAUAAACACUACAGCUGAGAGAGAUGUCGUCCACCCUGGAGCACAGGCCCCUCUGCACAGUCACCGCCGCCGGUUCACACCCGCCACCCCCCAGCUCACCAUGGAUGAUGACAUCGCUCCGCUCAUGGUCAACAGUGGCUCUGGCUUCGCCGACACCGACACCCCCCGCCGGGCUGUCUUCCCCUCCAUCCUGGGGUGGCCUUGGCACCAGGAGAGGCAGUGCUUUUGGGUUAGAAGUGCAGUCACGAGCCGACACCUCAUCAGCCCCGGAGCACAGUCACUGUCGCAGGUUCACACGUACCACCCCCAGCUCACCGUGGAUGACAACAUCGCUGCGCUCGUGGUCGACAACGGCUCCGGCAUGUGCAAGGAGGGCGACGACGCCUCCCGGGCUGUCUUCCCCUCGGUGUUGGGGUGCCUUUGGCACCAGGGCAUGAUGGUGGGCAUGGGCCAGAAGGACUCCUACGUGGGGGACGAAGCCCAGAGCAAGAGAGGCAUCCUGACCCUCAAGUACCCCAUCGAGCACGGCAUUGUCACCAACUGGGAUGACAUGGAGAUGAUCUGGCACCACACCUUCUACAAUGAGCUGCAUGAGGUCCCCGAAGAGCACCCAGUGCUGCUGACGGAGGUCCCUCUGAACCCCAAGGCUAACCGGGAGAAGAUGACCCAGAUCAUGCUUGAGACCUUCACCACCCCUGCCGUGUACGUCGCCAUCCAGGCCGUGCUGUCCUGCAGGCCUCUGGCCAGACCACCGGCAUCGUGA